Sphaerodactylus townsendi is the source of this 3038-nucleotide messenger RNA. It is a transcript of the gene FBXO34, whose product is annotated as F-box protein 34. NCBI's taxonomy places the organism in Eukaryota, Metazoa, Chordata, Lepidosauria, Squamata, Sphaerodactylidae. The record is from RefSeq and is a predicted model, not a curated record. Gene Ontology annotation, molecular function: protein binding. The transcript is spliced from 6 exons.
CUCUCAGCCCCCCCGCUGGCCCACCAGAAAUGUCCUUCAAAGAGUUGCGCAAAACACCGAGGAAGCUGUAAUGUCUGAAACUGUGUGGCGGGGCUGCUCUCUGAAGCGGUUUUUAGGUGCCAAAGACACAGUCGGACGCUGCAGGGGGCGAGGCGAGCUGAGGCGGGGUCCUGUUCUGCAGGCGGAGAUGGAUUGGCUGUGACGGGGCCACCUGCCGCACCUGGAGGGGCGAGGGGCCGAAUGAUGAUGAAGAGUUCCUGCAGAGCUGGCCUCCACAGGGAACUGCUGAAUUCCACGUCCUCCACAUUCCAACAGGUCAAACGAAUAUCUGGCAUGCACUUAAAGCCAUAUCUCAAGCUGCAGAAGAAAGAGCGGCCUCCCGAAAUCAGCCCCGGCCCCCCGCGAAGCCCACCCAUGAGCCAACAGAGGCUGGAAAACGAGAAAAACUGCUGCGGCCCCAUGCUCAAGUUUCAUUAGUCAUACACCUCCCAAAGCUGCUGGGGAACUUUUCCGAAAACUUCUCUCUGGCGGCGUGAGCGCACCCGAGCUCAUGCCGAAGGGCUGAGCGGGAAGGAGAAGAGGAGCGUCUUGCCGGCCACCAUCCACCAAGGGGAGGAUGGAGAGGCGUUGCUGGACAUUUGGGCGGUCGUGAAACCGGGGAACACCAAGGAGAAGAUCGCCUUCUUUGCCGCCCAGCAGUGCAGCGACAGCCGGAUAUCCUCCAUGAAAAACAAGAGCACCUGGGACAUUGACGGGAGGGCAACCAAGCGCCGGAAAAAAUCCCUGGACCUCAGGAAGGCCAAGACCCACCUGGAAAGGCCGCGAGACGUCAACGGGAGGUGCUACCAGUCUGAGCCAUUCGCCUGCGGCAUCGAACACUGCUCGGUCCACAAUGUGAACGACGGCGGGGAGGGGGGCUUCCCGGGGAGGCCCCUCUCCGUCAUCGAAAUGGUCGCUUUCCUCGAGCAACGAGCCAGCAUUUUGCUAGCCGACUGCGCCAAAAACUGCCCCAGCGCCCCGGCCAUGACCAGAUUUCCCGGGCAGGCCAAAGUCACACUCGCCAGCUCCGGCUCCUUUUCCAACUUAGAGGGCUUGGAGGUUUACACCGAGAAAACAACCGGCGGGGGUGGCGGCGAAGCGGAGCAGCAGGCCGAGCCCGUGCGCGUGCUGGACAUGGUGGCAAAGCUCGAGUCGGAGUGUCUCAGGCGGCAGAGUGAACGGGAGGCGGGAAGCCUCUCAAGAAACAACAGCUUCCGGCGGAACGUUGGGCGGGUGCUACUGGUGAGCGGAACGCCGGCCGAGAACGAGACCAGUAGGGAGCUUUCUGGAGUUGUAGAUCGGGAAGAACGGGGCAGGGAUGGUGAUGGGUGGCGAUCGAAGCAGGGCUCGCCGGUGGGAGAUGGUUUCUGGGAAGUUCCGCCAGCCGGCCGGUUGUCAUCGUUUGUGGAGAACUCCAUUUCCGAACCCGAUUUGGGAGCUUCGGCAUCAUCCAGGAACCUGCCGCCACUCCCCUCGGCAUAUCCAGAACCUGCUCGGGCACAUCCACAUUCUUUACCUGGAGAAAACACAGCCGUCGGUAGUGCCCCGAAAGAGUCAGGCGCUGCUCCUAAUCCAAAUUCAAGCACAAGGACAAAAGAGUCCUUAACUAUAAGCAUCUCAGUCACGAAGACGCAUAAAGCAUGUAGAAAAGCGCACCUUUCCGACUCCAGCUUCGGGGAAGAUUCUCUUCCGGGGAGACUAUUCCUACUGUUGUCUGAACGCGAAACCCACCGCAAGCACCUCCGGGCGGAGGACGUUCCCGCCGAAGAGUAUCAAGCCGACGAUCGUGGGAAAGAGGACUCUCCCGUUACGAGCAUCUCCGGGGAUCCCCCACGCUCCCCCCUGGAAGGCACCCCGCAGGCGCCGGACUCUUGCCACUUAAAAAGGCAGCGGUCUCAUGACUUUUUGGAGACCCGGUUCAAAAUACAGCAGCUGCUGGAGCCCCAGCAGUACCUGGUCUUCCUGCCUCACCACGUCCUCGUCAAGAUCUUCGGCCUGCUGCCCACCCGGAGCCUGGUGGCCCUCAAAUGCACUUGCGGGUAUUUCAAGUUCGUCAUCGAGUACUACAACAUCUGGCCGGCGGACUCCCGCUGGGUGCGCGACCCCCGCUACCGGGAGGACCCGUGCAAGCAAUGCAAGAAGAAGUACGUGAAGGGGGACGUCUCGCUCUGCCGGUGGCACCCGAAGCCCUAUUGCCAAGCUUUGCCGUACGGGCCCGGGUACUGGAUGUGCUGCCACCGUGCCCAGAAAAACGUCCCCGGGUGCAAACUGGGCCUCCACGACAAUCACUGGGUCCCCGCGUGCCACAGCUUUAACCGCGCGAUUCAAAAGAAGCCCCGGGAAACGGAAGAGGAGUGUUAGCCUCGUCCGGGAGUCUCCGCUUCUAUCACGGGAGGAGGAUUCUCACGCCUUGUGCUGUUUACAUUGUACAUAGUUUGUGGGUGGUUUCCCCCCCCUCCCUUCUGUCUGCCUUCCACUGGGCUUUGAAACUGCACAUACUUUUAAAUCACAAGAGCCUUUUAGAGGAAAGAUAGCCCCCCCCCCCCGCCCACCUGUGUAAAUAAUGCUCCCAAAUCCCUUUUGUCUGUGCAAGUGUCUUCUCCGCAGCUGGUUAACCGACCCGAAAUUUGCUACAACGCAGCGGCUCCAGAGCGUUGCAGCUCCAGUCCCCACCUUUUAAAACGGUCUCGUUCUCGGAAAUCUGUAUAUCCUGUAUAAUAUAUACAUAUUAUAUAUAAAAUAUAUAUAUAUAUAUAUUAAAAUGUUUCUGAAGAGAAACUCUAAAUAGGUAAAGGUGAAUCUUACAAAGAGAUGGUUUAAACUGGACAGCCUUAAAACUAGACUAGGACAAAUAUUUGCUGUAUCUUCGGGGGGGCGUCGGAGGAAAGACGAAUGUGAUCGUUUAGAAAGGAUAUCGGGGAAAGUUCUAGUCGAUCGCCCACUUUAUCUGGUUUUCCUCUUUUUUUUUUACUUAAAUAAAUUGUGCAUUCUAAAACGGA